Molecule: messenger RNA, 1024 nt
Organism: Populus euphratica (Euphrates poplar)
Lineage: Eukaryota; Viridiplantae; Streptophyta; Magnoliopsida; Malpighiales; Salicaceae
Product: DNAJ heat shock N-terminal domain-containing protein
Exons: 2
Coding region: 217-765 (182 amino acids)
Biological process (GO): protein histidyl modification to diphthamide
Cellular component (GO): cytosol
Molecular function (GO): metal ion binding
Source: RefSeq, a predicted model, not a curated record
UCCCAGAUUCCCACCGCGACAUCCGCACUGUGGAAAACGAAAUUGCCUGCUCGAAAACGACGUCGUGCUUCAAACCGCUCAUGUGCAAAUAUGGAGGCAACGAAGAAGAAGCAAUCCAAUCUGUGACGAUUAGCGGCGGCCAGGGUUUUGAAAUCAAAUCAGAGCAUAAGAAAUUGCUUGUAGCAUUUUGGAUCGCGUAAAUAGCAGUAUUGAACCAUGCUUCAUUGGAAGAAUUCAACCCGAGAAACCUACUAUGAUGUUUUGUCUGUAAAAGAAGAUGCUAGUUAUGUAGAAAUCCGGACAAGCUACCGAUCUGCCAUACUCAAUUAUCAUCCUGAUAAAUUGCAAAAUACAUGUCAGGCAUCUGAUCCUGAAGAUGAAUCGGAAGAUAGAUUUAUGAAGGUGCAGAAGGCUUGGGAAAUCCUUGGGAACUCCAUUUCUCGCGCAGUUUAUGAUAGCAAGCUGCGAGCUUUGAGGCAAGACACUGAAGUUUCAGAAGAUAUCAGUUUAGAGGAAAUGAUGGUUGAAGACAAUGGAGAAAUCUUUGAGAUGUUUUACCAGUGCCAAUGUGGUGAUUAUUUUUCCAUUGAUUCAUCGGAGUUUGAGAAAAUGGGAUACACAUUAUCGAGGGAUGAGAGCCAGAUAUCAAUCGAGAAACCCGAUGCUUUACCAGCAUCAGUUGUUCUUCCUUGUGGUUCUUGUUCACUACAAGUUCGUCUUUUGAUUAAUGCAGGCAUUAAGGUACCGAUCGGUGAUAAUUUGUAAUAUGUCUCGCGGUAGAUAUUCUUUGGCUGAUGGUUCAUCCCUUGGUCUGAUUUUGCAUGAUUGUUGCAAGAAACACAGGAAAAUUCAAAUCCUCUCGAUGAUAUUCCUCCAUUUUUGUUCCCUUGUAAGCUAAAUGCUCGAGAAGGAAAGAAUGUGCAAGUGACGAAGUGGACAUUUACAGACAGGAACGUGGUCAUGUUUGAUGACAUGAAUUGCAUUCGCUUGUUAACUGAGAAGUUAAAGUGGAAGUUCUGCAGCA